Molecule: messenger RNA, 1305 nt
Organism: Hansenula ciferrii
Lineage: Eukaryota; Fungi; Ascomycota; Saccharomycetes; Phaffomycetales; Wickerhamomycetaceae
Gene: EEB1
Product: medium-chain fatty acid ethyl ester synthase/esterase
Exons: 1
Coding region: 1-1305 (434 amino acids)
Biological process (GO): medium-chain fatty acid biosynthetic process; medium-chain fatty acid catabolic process
Molecular function (GO): acetylesterase activity; monoacylglycerol lipase activity
Source: RefSeq, a predicted model, not a curated record
AUGGUCGGUUUCAUAGGGAAUGUGGAAAGCUUCCAAGCAGACAACACUGUCAAACUACACUUGAAAAACGGUGGUGAAGAUGGUACUUCUAUAAUACCUUUCAAAGAAGUUGUUAAUUCAGUGGAUGGUUUAUCAAAUGGUUCAAAAUUCUGGUUAAAACCGUGGUUAUUCACUGGGGAUUUACAAACAAUGUAUCUUGGUGCUGCUGAUUACUCCCGUGAGUUUCAAGUAUGGUAUGGUAGAAGACUUAUUGAAUUCCCUGAUGGUGGUAGUUCAACUGCUGACUUUGCUAUACCAAAACCUGAAUCAACAGAAGAUUUUUAUAAUAUUGCUGCUAAAACAUUACCAUCAGGUUGGCCAAAACAACAUCCAAGAACAAGAUUCUUCACACCAGAGGAACUAUCACAACAACCUAGUAACGAUACAAAACCAUUGGUUAUUAUAUCUCAUGGUCUUGGUUCUGGAUCUCAUGCACCAGAAGUUAGAUCUAUUGUAGAUAAAUUAACCAAUAUAAAUGGAUUUGAAGUUGUUGUUUUAAAUUCAAGAGGUUGUUCAAGAUCAAAAUUAACUUCUGGUGAAUUAUUUAAUGGUCUUGCCACUGAUGAUUUACGUCAUUUCGUUAAAUUUAUUCAAAACAUUUAUCCAAAUAGACCUUUAUUUGGUAUUGGACUUUCAUUUGGUUCUACUGUAUUGGUUAAUUAUUUAGGUGAAGAAGGGGACCAAUCACCAUUUGUUGCAUCUGUUACAUUAUCAAAUCCUUGGGAUAUGGUUGAUUCAAUGUAUAGAUUCCCCAAUAGAUUUUUAACAAGAUUUUUAUUUCAAGAUGUUACAACUUCAUAUUUAACAAGAUUAUUAAAAUCAAAUAGAGAAACAUUAUUAAAAGAAGGUUUAAUCACUGAAAAGGAUUUAAAACAUAAAUAUACUUCAAUAAGUGAUUUUGAUAAUAGAAUAACUGCACCUUUAUAUGGAUUCCCAACUUCUUGGACUUAUUAUAGAGCUGCAAGUUCAAUAAAUAGAAUUUUCAAUGUUCAAACUCCUUUAUUAUCAAUAAAUUCAUUUGAUGAUCCUGUGGUUGGUGUUCAUUCAAUCCCAACGGAAGAAGCUAAACAUAAUCCAUAUAUUGUUCAAUUGAGAACAGAUCUUGGUGGUCAUUUAGGUUAUAUUCAAUCUGAUGGUGAUUCUUGGGCAUCAAAGAAAAUUUGUGAAUUUUUUAAAAAUUUUAAUGAUUUAGUUGAUACUACAAAGAAACCUGAAACUGAUUAUAUAAAACCUGUUUCAAGAUAUGAUUCAAAAUUACAUUAUUAG